Pocillopora meandrina is the source of this 10051-nucleotide messenger RNA. Lineage: Eukaryota; Metazoa; Cnidaria; Anthozoa; Scleractinia; Pocilloporidae. The record is from the annotation of a GenBank genome assembly.
GCGCGGAAGCCAUGUUCAUUAUCCCGCCAUUUUGAGUAGGGCACAGACGAUUUGGUGAUAGUUGGUGGGCCAUUUGCGCGACAAUUAAGGCGAUUCCUUUGGUAUCAAAAUGAGCGAAGGAAGUGCUACUGGUAACGCCGAUGAUCAAGAAGAAGAGUCCGUCUUUAUGCUGUGUGGGCUUUGUAAAAAGCCGCCGGUGGACACAAGCCCGAAGCUUUUGCCUUGCCUUCACUCUUUUUGUUUAAAUUGCUUGGAGGAACGUUUUGCCGAACAACAACGAGAAAAAGCCCCUUCGACCUCAGCCAGUACAUCUUCGAAUUCGAUCCCAAGGCUGAAAUGUCCAAAUUGUGGUCAAGAGUUUUUGGUUCCCCCGAAAGGAGUACUAGGCUUCCUGGAUAACCAGUUUGUCUUAGAGAACAUGGGAAAACUGCAAAGAAAUCAAGAAAACAUAAACCGUUUCUGCACCUCAUGCGAAGACAACAGUCCGGCUUCGUCUUUUUGUUUGAACUGUAGCGAUUGGCUCUGUGAUGCUUGUGUUUCUGCUCAUCAGCGAGUGAGAGUAACGAAGGAUCAUAAAAUUCAAUCAGAGGCCGAGUAUUUGGAAAACUCUGAGUCCUCAGACGUGAAACCGAUUUUUUGUAGCACUCACCCUCAAGAAGCCCUUAAACUCUUCUGUGCCAACUGCGAAAAAUUGACUUGCAGGGAUUGUCAACUUCUUGAACAUAAAGAUCAUAAAUACCAGUUUAUAAAAGAGGCAGCAGUGAACUACAGGGAUAACCUUAGGGGACAAUUAAAUAGACUGUACGAACAAGCACAGCCUUUGACUGACUCAAUUCGCGAAGUUGAAAAAGCGGCGAAAGGUUUACAAGAACGUGAGGAAACCAUUGUAUCUGAAAUAAAAAAGUCGUCGGAGAUGCUUGUGAAAGCUGUCAGACAAAGAGAGAACGUUCUGUUGCAAGAAUUAAAAGCACUUGUACUUUUUAAACACAAACUUUUGUCCAAGCAGAAUAAAGACCUCCGCCUAAUGCAGAAGAUCCUUCAACACAAUUAUGGCUUCACCAGACAUGUAUUAAAGAAUGGUAGCGACAUGGGAUUGUUGUAUAGCAAAAGACAGCUAAGUUCAAGAAUCCAAAAUCUGUUAAGCUUGAAGUACAAUGUUCUUCCAGUAGCUCAUAGUGAUUUGAAGUUCUCUGUUGAAACAGAAAAGCUCUGUGCUGUGAUUGGUAAACUUGGAAGUGUUAUGACUCCAGCUGACAGAACUAAUACCAAUUCAUUUCGUGGAUUGUCCAAUGCUAGUAGUUUCACUGGUCUGCCAAACAGCACUGUAUCAACAGCUAUGUCAAAUCGUCCAGUCAGUUCAAAUAGUUCUUCAAGACCCAAUCCUAUUGAAGCUCUUUCAGCUGUCAAUAAGCGUUUAGGACCUCCUGGAAGCCAGACCUAUUCCACGAAGUACCCCUCCCUUCAGGCUGCCAUAGUUCAUCCAUCUGGUGCAGGCAUCAAUAUGAAUACCAAAGUUGGUGUGGUGUCAGCAAAUGGCGUGUCUCGCUUGUCAUUACCAUCUGCAACACGGAGCCUUACAGUAAAACCAGGAACUGGAAUUUCUACAAAUAGCUUUUCUUUUGCACAGAGGAGCCCAAAUGUCAGUAACUUGUCGAAUAUCUCACGCUUGUCACCCCCACGCUCUGUUCGAAAUGGUAACACCCUCCCUUUACGGCACUUCCAGGAUAUUGGUAGUAAAAUUGCAAUCAAGUCUCCUCCACCCAGACCACCCAGCACUGGAAGCAACCAUAGUCACCAGAGUACAUCACCGCUUAGUGAUUCAUCAGGUUCUUCAUUUAAACAAAAUGGUUGGGACGAGCAACCAGUAGCCAGUGAGAAAUCAACUCAAGUCUUGAAAGGUAAUUUAGCAUGUGAAUGUAGUUUUUUUUAAAGAGAUGAACAGUAUCACCCCUUCAACUGCUCAGAAAAUCACUCUGGAUUUUUCAGUAUUUCAUGAAAAAGCUAGUUUCUCAUGAUUCUUUGUUUCAUGUCAAAUGUUAUGGUUCUUGGAAUCAAAUGCCAUACAUUUUGAAUUGGUUUAUAUCUUAUUUUUUAUUUUCUUUUAAAAUAAAAUCUUGCUGCAUGUUCAAUCCUGUCCUCCAAGGUCAGUGUGUAAGGUUAAGACCUGAAGGAGUCAUCCCAGUUAUUUUAAUGGACUCAUUUUUUAUUAUGACAUGCCUGUUCCUGUUAGUACAUUCUAGAAUUUAAUCACAUCAAUUCUCAUGUACAUAAGUUUGUGUUAUCUUCUGAAAUCAUUUGGAAUUGAUCAUCAGUUCUUUAGAUUUAAAGUUACUGUUGAAUGGGUGAAUUAAAUUAAAUGUAAAUGCUGCUAUUUUUUGGUGGGACAUUUUUUAUUUUGUUUAAACAGAUGUCCUUAAAAUCUCAACUUGAGAGGAUAUGUGUAUCUUUAUUUGCAUUGGAUUUCCAGUAGUCAUAGCAUUGUUACUUAUUUGGAAGAUUUGUGUUCCAGAUUUGUAUCAUUGUUAUGACUUAUGGAGCAAAUCCUGACAGAUUACAGUUUACAGUUUAUUACAAUUUCUUGAAUUUAAAUCUACAAUAAAGGAGUCUCUACCCUUUUCCUGUGGCUUAUGCAAUAGCAAUCAUUUCUAAUUGUUUCCUUAUAUGAACUGAAUAUUAGCAAUAGUUGUCUAGAACUAUAUAACCAGACAAUCUUUAAGAUAACUGGACUCUACAACAUUUUUAUUUUUUUGAUAAUAAAAUUUUUACUUGUUACACAGAGUGAAAACCUCAUAAUCCAUGCAAUUGUAUUAUUUUUAUUAAAAUGCCAUCUCAACACAAAGAGACGCUGUUUUUUUUUUCUCUCAUGAUUCUGAUUCAUGUUUGGCAAAAUUGUACCAGAACCUUAAUUUCACCUUUAUUUAAAAAGUAAUGAUCAUUUUAACCAUAACUUGAUUUGAAUUUCCAGCACAAUAAAAUUACAUCUAGCACAGUUGUAUAAAGAAAAUGAGAUCAAGAGAAAAAGUUAUGUCAUUUGUUUAGCAGUGUGUGGUGUAUGAGAAAAAGUAUAUAUUUCCUGUAAAACUGAAAUAUACCUCAAUAGGCACUAAGUCAUAUGCUACAUUUGAAAUGAUCUGGGUGCACUCAUUGAAUGAUUAAACCUAUAAAUUAGAUGAUAUCUUGUUCCAGUUUUCUCUCAUAUUUACUUGAAUAGAACCUUAUAUUGUAGUGAUUAACAACUGAAAUAAGAAAUCUUAGCCAGUUUGAGCCGAGUUAUUUUUAAAUCUUACGGUGUAAUAAUUUGCUUGGUUUAAAUUAGCAAAAUAUAAGAUUGGAAUCAAGUGAAAAUGAGAACCACAUCAAUUUUUCACCUGAGAUUCCUUCAAGUUUUUUAAAUGGUUUAUUUGUUUGAAGUCUUUUUUACCAUGUAAAGGGGAACUGGAGAUAGAAGCCUUGUUAAUGGGCAAAACUUUAUAACUUUAGAACCUGAAAGUGAAAUUCAAAGGCAUUGUUUCAGUUUCUUUAAAUAAAACAAUGAAUUGGCUCUUGAAGCCAAAUAAAGCAGCUUAGCAUUUCACUAUUACAGCAAUAUAGCCCUUCCCUGAUCAUGAAAGGUAAAUAUUUAUAUAAUGACCACUGAAAAAUUUUGACAUGGCCAUUAAUUUAAAUCUGCAACAAAUUUGGUUUUAUUGUUAAAUAUUUACAAACUGUUUGUACGUGAUGCUUUUGACAUUGGUGAUCCAAGCAGUUUGACAGAGGCUGUUAACAAAUCUACAUGGUGGAAUAUGGCUUACAUGACAAUUCACCCACAAUUUUCAUGUAGUCCAGUGUUAAAGCAUUAGACUGUAAAACCCUAAGGUUUGAGUCUCAAUUUCUUGUGGCAGAAUCAUAUGUUUUUGUUUUUGUUUUUGUUUUUUUACCUCAUUACAAAACAAGAAUAUAUUUACAAAAUUCCUCUGUUUAUUGUGUUUAUAAUAUUUGUCAUGUAUGACAGAAUAACUUGAAGAAUCAAUAUAAGGCACAAGCAUUUCAUGAUAUCAGUGAUUUACCAAGCAUAAGAUCACACUGUUGUAACAAAUUUAUAACUUGGACUUAUAUAUAUUUACAGUGUUGCAGUGAUUUUUACCAUCAAUCAUAUUCAUGAUGUAAGUAAUCACAAUUGUAUUCUCAGUUUUUGCAACUGCACAGUUAAACUUAAGUUGGAUAGCUAUAUUUGAGACAUUGGUUUUAGAUCUGAUUCAAUUGACAUUAGUUUUAUGGAGAUCUUUGAAUUAUUAAGGCUUGUUUUCGUCAAGUUAGAAAUGGAAGGGAGCAGUAAGAUGAAAAAUGUAGAAGAUUGACACUGAUUACAAAUUUGAAAAGUGAAUAUGAUGGCUUAAAAGGGAAGCAGCUACAUCAGAUCAUCAUCGACAAGUUAACAAGACAUGUAAAUUAUAAAAACAGAUAGAGUGACGUGAAGUAACAGCAGUUAUAGAUCCAUCUAGCAUAGAAGACUUCAAAAUAUGGUCAAAUUCUAAAGCUCCAGGAUUUAGUUUUACUUGUAAAAGCCAAGAACUAAUGGUUUGAAAACAUGUGAAAGAUAGUAUUAACGAUUGGUAAUCAGCACAUUACACAUAAUUUAAGUGCUAACGAGAAAGUAAUUUUGAUAUGAAGUGUCAUCAGUAAAUAUGUUAAUUGUAGGCUUUCUACGAAAAUUCUUGCUUUCACUUUGAAUGGAUUACAAAGAAGUGUGAGAGCCAAAUUAUUUAUGUGUAAUGAAAACAACAUUUUGUAACAUAGAUUGAGUUUCUGGUCGAAAAGAAGUAUAUUUUUUGCAUGCAUUUAUGUUAUUUUGAAUAAUUUCAAUAAGAUGGUUUCUUUAUUUUAUUAAGAAAAGCACAAAAUGAAUAAUUUUUUUUAGUAAUUGUGAAUAAAGGAGGUGGUGUACUUCAAGGUAAGCCAACCUAAAAACAUUUAUACUAUAUUGCUAAAAAAAUUGUUGCAGAGUGUCUUUUUUCUCUUUUUUGUCUGGGGCAAGAUACUCAACUCUUGUAGUCUCCCAAUAUGCCUCUACCCAUGUAGACAGUUUAAGACAUAUUGGUGAGUUGUUUUGGUAACUGACCUUGUGCUGUAAGUAGCCUGGGAUGGAAAAAUAUUGCAUCCAUGAAGAGAAGGAAUAUCCCUAUUUAAUUUAGGAUGGUUUUUAAAAUAACUUAUAUUUUUUAGGUCCAACCUCUCCAACUGGAAUUGGGGAUUCAAAGGUGCCAAGAUUACUUCCUGUGUUAAAGAGAAGUCAUAGUUCUCAAGAAUUGUUAGAUGCUGGAGUUCCUCUCCAAGUUCCCAAACUACUCCCAGUGAGAAAGAGGAGUAAUAGUACCCAGGGAAUCCCUGAUCCAGCCGCAUCCCCUGUGACAACCUCCCCACCACCAGUCAAGGUCAAGCAGGAAAAGCCAGAAUCUCCCACAGAAUUCUCCCCUUGUCACGAAUCAAUGAAGAAGGUAGGGAAGGAAGAAGUCUGCAUGUCAUAAGAAACUUCCAUGGUCAAAUUGAUGGUACACAGUUCAUAUCUGUUUAUAUUCUUAUCAAAUUUUCUUAUUGAUAUGACAUGUAGAUGCCAUCAAUGUUUUGAAUUUUCAAUCUACAGCAGCAACAAGAUGACACCACUAGUGGAGAGAGUGGAAUUGAUGAGACCAGCUCAAAUGAUGAUUGGUGUGCAGUGUGCCGCAAUGGUGGAGAACUUCUUUGCUGUGAUACAUGCCCUAAAGUGUACCACUUACAAUGUCAUGUGCCUUGCCUUUCUGCUACUCCAAGGUUUGUUCCUAAGGAUGUCAAUAUUUGCUUUGUUUGUUAUAAGCUCUUACUGUGCAUAAAUUAUCUUGAGAAGAUCCCAUACCAUGCUUAGUUAGAAGUUGCGCUCUUACAUUCUACAUCAGUGCAGACUGUGUCAGUUUUUUCUGCUUGCUCAGUCCUUUUUCUGGAUAACCUACUGUACCUGAUAUGUACUGUAACCUCAACACAGCUUAGUAGACCCCUCAAAAGGUGUUCACAUCUACGUACAGCCCGAAGCAAAACCCUGAACUGUUACAUUGAACUCAGGGAGACUGCACUGAGGUGAAGACUUCUCCAGGGAACCUCUAAAUGACAUAUUUAAGUGGAAAUAUUUGUUGUCUUCAACAGUGAUUCUUGGAGUUGUGGUUUAUGUCAACUGGUUGAUUGGAAUUCAUUAAAACAGAAAGGUAUGAAAAAUGUCACAAAGUUAAUGAAAAAAAUUUAAAAAAAAAAUGUUUGUGUUAUGUAUUUUCAAGCUUACCUGUGGUAGUUGGAGACACUACAAAUGCAUGAACAAAUACACCCUGUAUAAUAAAAGGCAUUUAAAUUGUUCAAAAUUGACGUACACUUUGCAAUCCUGAAGGUGGAAAAUCAAACACUACUUAAUGUGAAAUUUAACUUGUUUUAUCUUUUGCCCAAAAGAUAAAGAAGUUGUUCAGCCGGGCAAUAAAAGACGAUCAUCUCGCAGUGGUCUGACUGAGUAUGAGAGAAAGGUAACUUUUUCUUUUGGUUGCAAGUUCUCAAUACUACAUGUUAGGUAAUAGAGGACUGUUUCUGUAUCUACACAGCCUCUUUCAAACACAUUGAAAUGUAGAAUAAACAAGGGUUUAUAAGGUACUGUAAUGCUGAAGAAUGAAUGGAAAAUGUAGAAUUAAAGUACCACUCACAAAAUUUAUUUCACAGUCAUGGUUAGCAAAACUGUUUUUUUUCCAUGGCAUUUAUUAUGUUAUUCAGUUGUGUAUGCCCAAAGGUAACCGGGUUUGUUGGCCCACUGAAUAAAUUUGAAUGUCAAAGUGCUAACUUCUUAGAUCUGAAAGAUUAUUUUCUUUACAGAUUUCAGUACAUCUUUGUUAGGUGGUCAUGAAGAUUUAUUGUUUAUUCUAAAGUGUUCCUUAACUUAUAAUUAUAUUACUAGGGCUGGGGAAAGGGGAAGGGAGAGGGGCUGUCAAACUUCAGAAAUCUGCAAGCCAUGUUAAACUUGAGGUUUGCUCAGUCCUUUUUUUUUUUUUUUUUUUUUUUUGGUCAGUCAGUGUGAGAGUUUACCAGUAAACUAGAUUUUUUGUCAUUCAGGCUUGUGAAAAGAUUCUUCUAGAGCUGUAUUGUCAUGCAGAAAGUAUUCCAUUUCAACAACGAGUCAGUAAAUCGGUUAGUGCAAUUAUUUUACCUACACAUAAAUUAUUUAUAACUCAAAGUAAUUGAUAAAUAACCUGUUUUCUAGUUGCCUUGUCAAAAUAUUUACCUUGCCUCAGAAACAGAUGGAUGUAAGUGACAGAUUUAUACAUUGGUGAAGCAGACCCAAGACUAGUGAUCAUUUCACUUAUGUGCAUUUUACUUUUGAAGGUUAAUGAAGUAAGCAUUGAUUUGAGCUCAGAUUCACUUACUGGUACUUGGUCCUUCCUUCUCUCACUUGUUUUCUGAAAACAAUAGGCUCAGCUCCCUUAGGAGUUUGGUCAAGGCCACUGACCAUGACAUUAAGUUCAGGGACUAAAGAUUUUCCUUAAUCUCCCUAAAUGAUAUGUAAAUGCACGUGGCUGUACAGUUCGUCAUUGUGUAAGGAGAAUUUGUCUCAAAACAAAUGCUUAUUUUUCUACAUGCUAUAAAUCACAACCUGCUUUUUGCCAUUUCUUUUAAAGGUUCCUAAUUACUAUAAAGUUAUUUCAAAGCCAAUGGAUCUUUCAAAUGUCCGUGCCAAGCUUCAAACUCAAAACUUUGCUCAUUACCAAAGCUUCAGUGAGUUUGUUGCUGAUUGCCGAUUAAUCUUUGACAAUUGUGCAAUAUUUAAUGAGGUAAGUGUCUAUUGAGUAUUGAGGAGUAACUUAUGGCAAAGUCAUUCUCUCAUCUUUAAGGGGUCCAAAAAUUAUUUGCUCUCAGGGCGAGUCAAUUGAAUAAAUAUGUACCAUCAAUCCUGUAGGGAAAUGACUUGGCUACUUAAUUUUAAUGGAGUGGUAUUCCACUCACAGAGGUAAGGACAGUUGAAAUGCCACUGGUCAGUUCAUGCUAUGAAAACAGGGACAAGCUUGGCAAGUGUUUUAACACUUCACUACCUCAGCAUAUAUGUACAGCAUACGUGUACAUUGAGUUGUGAAUGCUAACAGAAAGCAAAUGGGUUGAUGAAAGCUAAGCAUAUGAAAUCCAAUACAGUUGAAUUGACGCAAAACCUACUUUGUAAGCUAAACUACUUCUAGAUUGCAGUUUUCGAGGGGGGGUUUAUUAUUUGCAAAUUCCGCAGAACUGUUAGUGACAAACAUUUAACUUUCCUGACUUUAUUAUGUUUUUUCAGGCAACAUCUGAAGUUGGAAAAAUGGGUCACAACCUAGAAUUGUAUUUUGAUACUUUACUAAAAAAGUACAUCCCUGAGUUUGUUGAGGCAACUGGAGAACCCAAACCAAAGAGGAAGAAAGAUGAAGCUCGCAUGUAUAUCUUGAAUCCAUAAGUUAAUUAUUUUGUUAAUGAAUAUGAGAUGUAAUAUACUGGUGGUUGUUAGAAUUGAACAUCCAAUUUCCCCUCAUAUCAACACCAGAAAAGUUCCAAUGUUUUUGGCUGUUUUUUUAAAUAAUUAUUACUAUUGAUUCUUUGGCCAGCUUUGGUCAUUUUUAUCUCUGAAACUCCCAGUUUAGGUUACUCUCUAUCAUUUCCUCAAAAUAUUAUUAUACUAUCCAGUAAAAUGGAAUUUGUCAAAUUUAUUAGCUGGAUGGUGUUGUGAUGUCCUAACACCAAAUUAAUUUAACUAAUCCACAGGGAAAUGGAAGGGGGUAGAAAGGAGAAUUAAUGAUCAGACCUUGGGAACUGAAGGUUAAUUCAUGAAAAGCAACAUUUACUUGUCAUGCAGUCCUUCUGCCAGCAUUUUGUUAAGUGUGAUAGCUUUCCAAGAUAAAAGAACAAAGCUUGUUUAUGUACAUGACAUAAAUAUUGAACAGAUGCACUGUGUGCUAUUGGAGAAAAUCUAAGCAUUUGAAAUGUUACUAUGUUUCACUGUUAGUAAAGAGUAUUUGCAUGUCAAAUUGUCGUUUAUCUUAAUUCAAGGUAAUAAAUUGUUUUUGUCGAAACAAAACAGCUCAGUUUUUUAAUGUUUAUUGUAACCUCAUGGCAUACUCAAACAUGCACAAAAGAAUAGUUCAGAGGUAAAAAAUGAAGAGUUGUAAAUAGGGGAAUACUAGUUGUUAUCAGUAUUCUUUUUUCAGGUUUUCAAAUUAAGGGUGAUAGCUUGAAAUAGAAGGAAUAAAGAGGAAAACUAAUGCAAGAUCAUGUAAAAAUACAUGUAAUAAUUAGAUAAUUCACUUUUCUGUAUUUUUGCUGGUUACAAAUCAGAUCAAACCAAAAGCUCUGAUGAAUGAACUUGAGCUUGGUUGUGGUAUGAUUGGUUUGUCUUCAGUUUGUUUGUUUCAGGUGGCUCAAAACAAGUCCACUCUCUUUUAACAAUGCACUGAUUGAUAAAUUAUGCCAAAUAUAAUUUUUAUUAGGUGUUUCAAAAGUGCAUCACAAAUUUACAGUCAUUGGCAGACAAGUCAAGGUAGUUUCCCAUAUGUGGGAUGACACAGUAGUAGAAAAAUCACUUGACUUUAGUUUUGAAUCUGAACUUAAAAAAAAAUAUCACUGAAUGACAAUUGCACAUUAAUAUUCAUUAGGAUAGGGAAAAGAACACUUGUGGGGUUGGUGCAGAGCCACCUACAGACUCUAUUUUUCCAUUAAUGUUAGUAAUCAGAGAUGUCUGCAUCUACCCCAUGCAGUCGUAUGCUGGGUGCAGGUUCAUUUUACAAUAAAUCUACAUCUACAAGGUCCACUAAAUACAUUUGUCAUAGGACUGUGCAAAUUGUGAACACUUUUAAUUGAAUUUUACUUGUCAGUGGUACUCUGAACAAUCACAGUAGAAGUCAGGGAAAUGUGAUCAAAUCUGAAAACCAGAAACUAACUACUGUUACUACUUAUGGUUUGGUCUUCACAAGUCUGAUUGUCUUUUUCCAGUAACACUUCAUAAAUAACACCGAUGUUCACAGUCUUUCAAAUUUCAUAGCAAUUCUAUGGAGAC